GCAUUUAUUUUUUGAAAAUAAAAAAUCAAAAAAAAUUUCCUUUUCAUGUUCGCCAGUCACGUUCGAUAUUUUUCCACAUCUCUGCGAUUGCGCGCCAUCAAAGUGCCUGACAACGCGCCUACGCUGGAAGAAAACUCUGCUUGGCUCAAAAAACUGGCUAGGUUCUCGAUUACUCCAAAACCUUCACGCCCCACAGAAUUGCCUAAAUCAACUUACGAGAUACGACAAGUUUCGGAGCUCGAGUCCGAAACAAACCCAGACUUCAUCAAACUCAGGCUCCCCGGUGGGAAACACGUCAAUGUGGUGAAAAAAGCAGAUCCGCAUAGCCAGCCAGGAACCUCAUUUUUUACGCUUUCGGUGCCCGCAUCCGACUAUUUCGUGGCAUCGUCGCCGUUUUCGAGACUGCCGUCCAGUAAACGUCCCAAGGCCGACUCUUCGCAGUCCUUUGCAGAUCUGAAGGUCGUAAAGGUGAGGUCGGGAAAGGGUGGAAAUGGAGCGGUUUCGUUUUUCCGAGACACGGGCAUUGCCGUGGGCCCACCUGACGGUGGAGAUGGUGGAGAUGGUGGCAAUAUCUAUGUGUCUGCCGUUGAGGGCCUGAGUUCACUUCACAGCAUCAAGGCCAAAUAUGUUGCAGGAGACGGUGGAAACGGCCAAAGUGGUCAACUGGAUGGGAAACGGGGAGAAGACGUGUAUAUACAAGUUCCUGUUGGGACAACCAUGAUGUGGUGUGCAGACCCCAAAGAAAUCCGUUCAUUAAGAGAUUCAGAGAACGAUCAGGUGUUCCAUGUAAAGGCAAGCGCCGGUUCGAGACGCGAUAGAGUUCCCAGAAAUAUCCAGUUUUUCAGAGACAGCUAUGAGCCGGGGAAGGGAUGGAUAUUCAAAGAAAAAGACGAACAGUAUCACAUGGAACGCGACUUUUUCGUAGACCUCAAUGAACGUGUCAAAUUAUAUGACGAAGACCAAAGAUAUCAUGAGCUCAUGGAUGACGUGUUUCCCAUCCAAGGCAUUGAUUUUGCAGAGCCAACCAAAGAGCCGAUUCUCGUUCUAAAAGGGGGUCGGGGAGGAAUGGGAAACAUGCAUUUUUUGACUUCCAACGUUCGCAACCCGCGGUUUGCGAAAAUGGGGCGCUCAGGCUUGGAGCAGAAUUUCAUCUUUGAGCUCAAACUAUUGGCAGAUCUUGGACUGGUCGGACUGCCAAAUGCGGGAAAGUCCACGCUAUUGCGCGCCAUUUCUAACGCUCGGCCACGUGUGGGUCACUGGGAGUUCACCACACUGCAACCUACAAUUGGAACGAUACAGCUGCGAAUUGAUCAGCCGUCUUUCACAGUGGCCGAUAUUCCUGGAGUGGUCAAGGGUGCCAGCGAGAAUAGAGGCAUGGGUCUGACUUUCUUGCGACACGUGGAGAGAUCGGGCGGCUUAGUUUUCGUGAUAUCUCUGGGUAGCGAGAAUCCUGUGGAAGAUUUGAAAGUCCUGCUUCAGGAAAUGGGACCUCAACGAAUGGAAGCUAAAAACGUGCUAAUCGUCGCCACAAAAGCGGAUCUGGACGGAGCAGAACGCCAGUUCUUGAAGCUCAAAGAGUUUGUGGAGCAACGCCGUUGGAAAAUUGUUCCGUGCUGUGCAAUGCGCAAAGAAAAUAUCGAGAGUGUCUUGGAAAUGAUGGCAGAGUGCUCUGGAAAAGUGGAACCUUAGUAAAUCUCCAUCUUGAAAGACAGCGCCAGCUCCUCAUAUAGACGUAAUAACGACGGAGAAUCUAUCUCACCGUAGUACUUUAGUGCAUCCAUCAUGUCGCUCAUUUUGGAGUAGUAUUUCUCUUCGUAACUCUUGAGUCCGGCUAUCAAGCGUCUCAUUCGGGUUUCAUUCUUUUCGGGAUCGAAUGUAGUUCCCGGCGACAGCUUUGAUUGGUUUUCUGUGAAGAGGUCUUUGUCCAUCAAAAUCAGCGUUUUUCUUAAAGCCAUCACGAAAUUAUGAUACAGAACAAUGAUUGCAAAUAGCUGAUUCACUAUUUGUGCGAGCCUGAUCUUGGUCAGCAUGGAUUCAGACAAAAUGGUGCUAAGGAAGGAUUUGAUUGACGAAAACACCGUUUCCAGUUCCACACUCGGGUCGGUCUUCAAACUCUCCAGCACAGUCUCCACUUUCUUCCAAUUCGCGUGCAUCACGUCGUAGUUCAGGUAGAACAGGCACAAGUUCACAAACGUCCGCAUCUUGGCAUGGACAACCCUGGCCUUCUUGAUCCACCGGCGCAAU
Molecule: messenger RNA, 2244 nt
Organism: Ogataea polymorpha
Lineage: Eukaryota; Fungi; Ascomycota; Pichiomycetes; Pichiales; Pichiaceae
Exons: 1
Coding region: 46-1689 (547 amino acids)
Cellular component (GO): mitochondrion
Molecular function (GO): GTP binding; GTPase activity
Source: RefSeq, a predicted model, not a curated record